Molecule: messenger RNA, 4370 nt
Organism: Notothenia coriiceps (black rockcod)
Lineage: Eukaryota; Metazoa; Chordata; Actinopteri; Perciformes; Nototheniidae
Gene: ciz1a
Product: cdkn1a interacting zinc finger protein 1a
Exons: 16
Coding region: 221-2560 (779 amino acids)
Cellular component (GO): nucleus
Molecular function (GO): nucleic acid binding; zinc ion binding
Source: RefSeq, a predicted model, not a curated record
CUCACCACAUUGAAGACGGUUCGCUGCCUUAUGCGAGUUGUACCGGGACUGAGAGAAAGAAUUAAACUCUCUGCUAUUAUUUUAGUUGGAUUAUCAACAAUACAUCGCUGCUUUCCUCUGUGAGAUAAAUACCUCCUCUUGAGGGUUUUUAAAACAGUGUCACCUUUCCGCUGGUGGUCUUUACACUGUGUAACAUCAACGGAGGACAUUAAAGCCAGUUAUGUUCAAUCCGCACCACCACCAGCAGCAGCAGCAGCAGCAGCAACAACAGCAACAAUUUCACCAGCACCUGCGGCAGCUACAACAACUUUUCCAGCAGCAGCCUCCACCUCCCCCUCCGCCACAGCCACCUCCUCGGCAUCAUGUCGCCCAUCACCACCACCAGGCACAGCGAUCCCUUCCUGGCGCUCAGCAGUCAGCCCCUCCUCCCAGGAUGGUCAACAUGUGCCAGGGAUCCAUGGCCCCCAAUCCCAUGCUGCAGGGGGCCCUACUGAUGCAGCAGAUGCAGGGUAGCAUGCGGGGCUUUGGGAUGGCUGGACAGCAGUUCCGUCAGUUCUUCACUGCCGGGUCCAGGAACUCUCUGCUCGGCCCGGUCCCCAUGGGCAUGGCCAUGAAGUCCCCCAUGAUGGGUUACCCAGCUGCCCGACAGUACCACCAGCAUGCUCGCUACUACAACAACAACAACAACAACACCCCCACCACAGCCUCUUCGUCCUUCUCUUCCUCCUCCUCCUCUUCCACCACUGCUGCAGACGCUGCAGCGCGUCAGCCUGACAGGAAGAGGGACAGCGAGCAGAUGGCCUCAGGGAGCACAGACGACCAACCAGCAGCUAGCAGUACCAAUGAAGCCGGGGACAAGACUGAAACAGAUGGUGCCGUGGGAGGAGUGGAUGAACCAACGCAGUCGUCUGAGGAGCAACUUGAAGAACCUGAAGUCAAGAAGCAGAGGACAGAUGGGUCAGAGAACCCCAAGGAGCACUGUGGUGUUGAGACGAUCACCAUCGCAGAUACAGAUGGGGAUCUUCUAUGUUCAGAUACUAACAGCAACACAGAGGACAGCCAGCCUGGAGACUGCAUCCUUAUGGAGGAAGGAGGCUCCCCUGGGGGGUCGGAUGUUGUUGAGGCACUGGAGGAGAGCAGAGCUACUGAGGAGCACAGCCAUUUGUCAGCUACGUCCCCAUCGGGCAGGCUGAGUGAAGAGGACCAGCAGGGGGAUUCCCUCUCAGAGGGGAAAGACGCCUCUUUAGCUUCAGCAGACAACCAGGAGGAAGAGGAGGGUGUAGCGGAUGGCACCAAUAAGUUCUACUGCUACCUCUGCAGCAUUACCUGCCACAACCAGCAAAACUUCAAGAGUCAUAUGAACAGUGUUUCGCACCAGCAGAGGAUGAUGGAGAUCCAACACAUGAGCAAUGCCUGCCUGGUCACCCUGAUGCCACGAGUGCACGAGUCCCUACAGGAAGCAAUUAAAGACGGAGAGAAGAAGUCUGACUUGAAGCAUUGGUGUGCCACCUGUCACACCCACUUCACCAGUGGCCUCGCAGAGCACCGUCGCACCGAGGAACACAAACUUGCCAGCAGAGCCGUCAUCUCCUCCUGCACUGUCUGCAAGAAACAUUUCAGGACCUCCCAGAUUUUCGUGGAGCACUUGCGGUCUCAGGACCACAGACGGAAAGUGGAGGAGCUCCAGGAACAGGAGGGCUGCAAGGCCUUAGGCAAGCUGACGGAGCUGGACACAGAGGGCUUCUCAUUGGAGGAGGUGGAGGGCGAGGAGGAGGAGGAGGAGGAGGUGGAGGAGGAGGAAGAGGAUAAACAGAUGAACGAACAGGAUGACUGUUCCUCCGUUAAAGAAGUGACUCUGAAGGACAUGGCCAGUGACGAGCAGUAUGACGCUGACACAGUCUAUGGGUCCAGUUUUUUUGUUCCAGUCGCAGGUUUUAUCUGCAGACUCUGCAACAAGUUCUACCACUUUGAAUCCUCUGCCCUGCACACCCACUGCAAAUCAAUGAAGCACUUUGAGAAGCUCAAGAGGUACCGAGAUUUGAACAGCGACGCUGUUGAAUCUUCCAGAGAGUGUCUCCCCGCUGCAGACAGCCUCAGGCCUCCUGUGACCGAGACCCCCACAGUCUGUUCUGAGGAAACCUCCCCCUCUGAGGAAAACUCUGUUUUACUGACAAAUCCAGAAACCCAGCAACAGGAGGAGGAAGAAGCAGAACCAACCUCACAGGACUUUGUCAGCACCUCAGCCACCAAUACUGACAGCACAGACCAAGAGCUCCGCCUCCAACUGAAAGAAAUAGAGACAACGAAAGAAGAAGAGACAACGAAAGAAGAAGAAGAGACAACGAAUGAAGAAGAGACAAAGACAUCCCAGGACUCUGUAGAUAUGGAGGGGCCAGCUGAGCCUCCUGCUGCCAGCGGAGAGGAGCCAGAUGCUAUUAAAGAAGAAGAAGAGGAGGAGGAAGAGGAGGAGGAAGAGAAGGAGGUUCCUGCUGUCCCAGGGAAGAAGAAGGCAAAAGCUAAACCCAAACGCAAGUCGGGGAGGGCCAUAAACAGACGCUGAGUCAGAGAGGAGGUGGGGAAAGAGUGGAACCUGGCAGAAAUGUAACCUGAUACUGACCGGAUGUGAUGAGGUGCUUUCAUGAAACUGAGACCAAGGUGUGAGCAGCCCCGCUUCUCUCCAUGUCAGAAAGUCUGAAUUUACCACACACAUGUAGGAAGAUUGAUAAUACAUCAUGGUGGAACAUGACUUCCCAUGUGAUGCUUUCCCAGGGUGGGAAAUUAACACCUGACAGCUAUAGCAUACAUGUUAAACCAGUGGGUCCAAAUGUUGGCUCGCGGUCAAAGAAUGAUGUCGCAUCAUCUCUAGCCUCACCACUACAUUACAGCAAUACACAUUAGGUCAUUGUAGUUCGGAUCAAACUGUUUUCCUUAUAAAGAGAAGCUUCUUAUAUUGAAAGAAAACCAUCAACUUGAUACACAUUCUGUCCCAAUUUCUUCCUUCAUACUAAAAUCAAAGCAUUUUUCGGCAUGUUUAUUGCAAUGUGUAGUUAACUCAAAAAGUCACUUGCACACAGGUGGUAAAAAAAAAAAAAAGACGCUUUGUGAACCCCCCAAGUAAACUAAAAGUGUAUUUAAGUUGUAGUAACUUUAGCGGUCCCUUAAUUUCAUCUCGCUCCAUCAUCAGGUACAAAUCAUAUCUUGUGUAAAAUGUUAUUUAUGACCAUGUCUUCAGCUGAAGUCCAACCACACAGAGCCACAAGUGAACUAUACUGCAAAGAAUUGACUGUUAAAAAGUAGAAUGGGAUUGAGACACUGAUAAAAACGUAUAUACAGUUUUUUAAUUUAAAGGAUUACAUGCAUUUCCCAAACAAGGAGAUCUGCAUUUGACAUCUGCUUAAAAGAGCAAUGACCCCAUCUUUCAGAAUUAUUUAUUCAAAUCUCUGUAAUUGCUUAUUACCCCUAAAUGAAGAGCAUCUAGGCUUUUUAUAAUUAUGCUGCAUUCAAUAAACCAAAUAGGCUGGUAGUUCCUCCAAAAAGUUAAUUUCCCACCCUGCUGUGCUCAAGAAUCAGGAUAUUGUUUUUACUCAUUAAGCUAGCUAGAAGAGUGAUUGUUAUUUUAAUAUAACGUACAAGUGGAGACAUGUUCAACAAUGGCACAUGCUUAUAGAGAGCUGAAAGGAGAAUGUAAGCAAUGUAAGUGUUUGAGCGAAUAACGUCUUUUGUUUUUCAAACUAAAGUGUUAAACAGGGUACUUUUAGAUGGAGUGUUGAGACAUGUUGAACCUCGAAUCUGAUCAAAGCUUUGUUCAGGGCAUUUUGGUAUCGUUUUUGGGGGGGCAGGGGGUCCAGUUUAUUUCAUGUUAUUUUUUUCAUAAUAAAGUGUUUAAAAUGUUUGGGAUUCAACAGGCUCUAAACUAAGAAUCCACACAAAAGUCUGCACUAUCUGCUCAUUUGAAAGCUCGUCGGUUUAGACAUGUAUAUGCUGCUGGGUAUUAAAGAUUGACCCACAAAUCAGUCUUCUAACUCAUAAUUCAUAAUGAUAAAAGCGUAGAAUGGAUAGUAAAGUGUGCCUGCAUUCAGAAAAAAAGUGUUUUCCAUUGUCUUACAAUGCUGUUAGUGGUAGUUGCUCAUUUUCCUCUAAUUUAUCAUUGCAUUGAUUUUCUAAGAUAUUUGUGUUUGCUGUACACUGGACAGAAGGAACCACAGUUAUUGUGAGGAGGAAAGUGUUUAUUUAAUUUAACAAACUGAGUAGCAGUCACACAGUAGACCAUCCCAUGAUCAUACAAAUGUGUAACUUUGGUUCCAGCAUUUCAGCAGUCACAAGGUUUGGGGGCUAGUGUGACGUUCUGGAAACAUUUCAUCGUCCACAUC